This is a messenger RNA of Bactrocera neohumeralis, 7849 nucleotides long. It is a transcript of the gene DIP-epsilon, whose product is annotated as interference hedgehog. NCBI's taxonomy places the organism in Eukaryota, Metazoa, Arthropoda, Insecta, Diptera, Tephritidae. The transcript has 10 exons. Gene Ontology annotation, cellular component: neuron projection. Bases 1656 to 3446 code for a protein of 596 amino acids. The record is from RefSeq and is a predicted model, not a curated record.
GCAAACGGUAAUCGGUCGGUAAAUAAAUAAAGUGAAUUUUUCUUUACACAUUUCAAGGAGUUGAAAGUGAAAACUCUGUGUUGCACGUGUAAAUACAAUUCGGCGUAAAUUUAAAUAAAUGCAAAUAUUAAACAUUGAAUUUUUGCUUGCUACAGUGGCGUGUAAAAUAAAAAUAUAAAAGUGUUGUGAACACACGAGCUAAACUAUUUGUGCCGUUGUUGGUGUUCGGCAAAUAAAUGUAGCGGCAUAUAUUCGCUGCUGAAGUUUAGUUAAAUUUCGUUAGCAGCAAUAUACAUUAAUUUAAAAUUAAAAAAAUAAAAUUAAAAAAUUAAACUAUAAUAAGUGUCCGCUCACUAAAUAGCAAAAGAAGUUGUACGAAAAUUUUUUCGUGAAGUGUCGCACUUGCUUAGAAGUGCCAGCGCAAAGGGGCGUCAAGUCAUUCGCGUCGCUGCGCUUCAACGAUUCCUUCGCAGUCGUAGUGCGCUUGUGUGGGCGUCGUGCAUGUUGAUACGCGUGCAUGCGUGCGGCGCUUUGUAUUUUCGCGCAUUUUCUCCUUUGCCAAACUGUUGAUUGUGAUUUGUCAUGAUUUUGUAUGUACAUUCGCGUCGCGUUUGAUACACUGGGAGGUGUGUUAGAAAAUUUCGUGUGUCACUGCUGUUAUUAUUUUCAAUUUAAACUCGGCCUAUUUGAGAUUUUGGUGGCUCGUUGGCAUUUCGCUUAUUUUUGCUUGAAUAAAGUGUGCUUUUUUACAACAAUAAAUGCGCAAGUCAUUCGGCGAAUUAAGUGAAUAAAGUAAAGUGAUAACAAAAGACGUAAGGAUUUCUAAUAUUUUAUGUGUGGAUCUCAGCAAAGGUGCGCGGCAUGACUGCUUGAAUAAAUGCUAAAAUGUUGAACCACAAAUGCGUCAGCCAAUUAUGUUAAACGCCAAUUUGAAGGCAGCGCGAAGAAACGCCCGCCACUGUUGAAGAGCGCAAAGGAAUUCGCGCCACGCAAGCGGAAAAAGGCAACGCAUACCAAUUAAAAUAUCAUUUAAUGAAAAACCAACAGAGCGCCAGCAUUUCAAGUAAACAAAUGCAAUGCAUACGCAAUAAGAGCUGACUAUUCAAGUGGCGGAAAAAAGUUAAUCGAGUGAUUGCAUCGGUCAGUAAUUAGCAAUGGUGCGCACAAACACACACACACACACAGGCACAUGCGCGCAUCAUUAUGUAAUAUGCAUAUAGAAUAAAUGUAUAAAACAUGAGAAAUGCGCAUAAAACCAAUUUGUUUGUGGCAAAUGUGAAAUAUUGAAAUGAAAAUAAAAUCAAACGCUCAACUGCAUAUGUGAGUGUGCCAGUGUGUGUAUGUACAAAAACAAAGUGGCAGUCACGUUGAAAUAAAUAAAAGCCAUUAAAAAAUUAUUAACAAAGUAAUUAAAAAGAGCACAGCUUGCGCGCGCGUGUGUCGGUAUAAUUGCGGCGGCCAUUUUGCCAUAAUUUAAUUAAAUACAAAUAAGGUGGCAACUCGAAAUUGUUUAUAAAGAGCAGCCGUAGCAGCAGCAGCUGGAGUCACAAAGCGCGACAACGCUUUGUAUUGCUGCUUGCAACAGAAUUUUGUCAACAAACCGACGGUCAGGCACAUAGACACACACACAUACAAGGGCGCGCUUGUGUCCAACUAUGAAACCGUAUCCGACCACAAUGUCAACGCGCCGCCUGGGAUGUGCGCGCCAAAUGACAUGCGCCGCCGCGCUGCUACUGUGUCGCGCGCUUGUAAUUAUCGCGCUCAGCGAGCGGCUGCUGGCGGUCGGCGCGGGCAGCGGCGGCGGUAGUGGCGGCAGCGGAGGCGCCGGCGGCAGCAUCGGCAAUAAUGUUGACUCCGAAGAUCCCGAAUUUACGGAUGUCAUUGAUAAUAUAACAGUGCCGGCGGGCCGAAAUGUCAAAUUGGCGUGUUCUGUUAAGAAUUUGGGCUCAUACAAGGUGGCGUGGAUGCAUUUCGAACAAUCGGCCAUAUUGACCGUUCACAAUCACGUGAUCACGCGUAAUCCCCGCAUUAGUGUCACACAUGACAAGCAUGACAAACACCGAACAUGGUUCCUGCAUAUCAAUAACAUACAGGAGGAGGACAAGGGCCGCUAUAUGUGUCAAAUAAACACGGUGACGGCGAAGACACAAUACGGAUUUGUCAAAGUUGUUGUACCGCCGAACAUCGACGAUGCACUCACCUCCAGUGACGUCAUUGUGCGCGAAGGUGACAAUGUGACGCUGCGCUGCAAGGCGAAAGGUAGCCCGGAGCCAUCAAUUAGAUGGAGACGAGAUGACGGCAAUAAAAUUGUGAUCAACAAAACGAUGGAAGUUCUCGAAGUGGAUGGCGAAGCUUUGGAGCUGGAGCGCAUCUCCCGUCUGCACAUGGGCGCUUAUUUAUGCAUCGCCACCAACGGUGUGCCGCCCAGUGUCUCCAAGCGCAUUAAAGUCAGCGUUGAUUUUUCACCAAUGGUUUGGAUACCCCAUCAGCUGGUUGGCAUACCCAUGUACUUUAAUGUCACGCUGGAGUGUUUCAUCGAAGCAAAUCCCACUUCGUUGAAUUACUGGACCCGUGAGAACGAUCAGAUGAUUACAGAGUCCGCAAAGUACAAAACUGAAACACUGCCGGGGAACCCCUCUUACAAGGCAACCAUGCGUCUCACCAUAACAAAUAUACAGAAGAGCGAUUAUGGCAGCUACAAAUGUGUGGCGAAAAAUCCACGCGGUGAAAUGGAUGGCACCAUAAAGCUUUACAUGUCCAGUCCGCCAACAACGCUGCCACCGCCGACCACAACCACAACACGUCGCACCACAAUAGCGCCAGCCUGGGACAGUUUCAGCACGCCAAUUUAUGGCAUGAUGCCAACCAAUUCGGUGAUUGUCAUCGAUAAAAUGGGCACAAAGUACCAAUCAAAUCUGAAUGAGAUUGGUAAAUCCGAACAAAAGCUAACCGGUGAGAAUCCAAAAGGCUAUGACUGGUCAAAGGAUAAAAGUGCGGCAGCAAGAAUGCAAUUGUGGCUGCCACAUGCUGCAUGUGGCAACAGCAAUAAGCUAACGUACGCACAACGAAUAUGUUGCAAUUAUGCAAUGCUAAUUGCAUUGCUCGGCAUGCUGCUGACGACGUGGCUGCAGACGGCAAUGAUCGGAACAACAAUAAUAAUGACAGCAACAAAAACAACUGCAAAAGAAGCCGUAGUGGCUGCCAUUGUAGACGCAGCAAGUGCAACUGCUGCCGACAGUGCAACGAACAGGAAAGCUGUAAGCGCAUCAACAACAGCAAUAGCAGCGGAAACAGCUACAACAACAGCAACUGCAACACCAGCAACAGUGGUAUUAAGUGCAGAAGCUUGCAAAACAAUACGAAAAGAGUUCACCACAAAUGAGCACACACCACUACACAUGCACAAUGAAACGCGUAGCAUAGGCGUAGCAUAUAAGCAGGCGUAAGAGCUCAUUCUUCAAUUGCAUGUGGCGAAAAAUCAAAUUUCUGUAUCAACACUAGCAAACCAAUAAACAAAUGUACUAACAGCACACACACAUACACACGCAUACACUCAUUACCCCAUUAUAUAACAGUUUUUCUUAUAAAUUUCGCUAUUUAUUGGCGCUUUUGCAUGCUUGAAACUCAAAAGAAAUGUGAAAAUCUCUUGUGUUGAGUAAGUAAAAAACUAAUUUCUGUUUUUUUCAAUUAUUUCCAAAUUUCCAUUUUUUUUAUAUUAAGUAUUUCCAAAUGUUUGCCUUUAUUGUAUGAUUUUAGCAAGCAAAUUUUCACUUUUACGGUAUCUCUUUCAUUGUUUUAUUGCAGUCUUUCACAAUUUUCUUAUUGUUUCCUCUCACUUUUAUGCCUUGCGUCACCAAACAAUCUAAAAUUAUCCACUUACUAUCAAUUCUAUUUUCAAUUUUUUUCCUCUUUCAUCAUUUCUCUUAUUUUGACUCCUUAACUCUUGCUAACCCACAAUACAACCAAAAACUUAGCAGUCUAUCAUAGUAAGACACCACUCACAGCUACAACUUUCAAUGCCAAAAGACAAAUGUGCCAAUUGUUUCAUAUAACAAAAACAACAACAUAAACGAAUUAUGCUAAAAAGGAAUGUGUAAAUAUUACAAGUACGAUGAUAUUGGAUAUAUGUUUAUGUAAUAUACUAAACCCUAAAAUCAAUAUAUACUAACAAAUACAUAAACAAAUAAAUAAGGAAAUAAUUGAAUAAAUAAAUAUGUAAAGCAAAAAGCAUGAAGCAAAAAUGUAAAAAAAUACAGUUGAAUACGCAUUAAUGCACACGCAUGCAUUUAGAAAACUUAGUUUAAGCAACAACCGAAGCACUGCAGCAAAAACAAUGCUUGAAGGUAGCUCAUAGACAUUAAUAAAACAACAAAAAUUAAAGAUCAAAGUAAAGUGUGUGUUAGACUUUGGUUUUCUUCUGUAUUUUGAAAAAAAUUUCACAAUUAAGUAAAAGAAACUUAAUUAAUUUCUAUUCUAGUUUAGAACCAAAAACUUCUCAACGGGCACACCUAGCCUGACAGCCUAAAAACAGAUUGCUUAAAAUAAAAAAAACUCCGAUUCUAAUUAUUUUUGAGAGUACAAAACGAUGAUUGCCUUUCUGUUUCAGCAUUAAAAAAACAAAUAUUAUUAUUUUCGAAAUAACUUUUUUUUGAAUAUUGGGUAGUCGAAAAAGUCUUUUCGUAUUUUGUCAAUAGACGUUGCAGUCGUAUAUAUACAGUGUUACCGAUUCAUUGUGUCAUACCAUAUAGUGUUGGAAAGAUGAGAUUUUAAGCUUCAUUCAACCAAAAAAAUUUGAUUAAAUUCGGAUAAGAUGCAAAAAAUUUAGAGCUGUUCAAAAAUGAGUGAAAAUAAUGAAGAAAUUCGCUAUAAAUUGAAAUUUUUUUAUAAAAAAUGGAAGAAUGCCACCCAAGCCACCAAUGAAAUUUGUGAAGUUUACGGAGACGAUGCUGUAUCAGUUCGUGUAACACAAGAAUGGUUAACUUGCAUCCGCUCUAGAGAUUUCGAUUUGAAAGAUGCAAAAAAGAUUGAAAAAGUCGAUGAAAUUAUGAAAAAGAUUGACCAGGACUAUCACAUAAGCAGCCAUGACAUCGCUAAGUUACUUAACAUUCAUCAUCUAACGGUUCAGAACCAUUUAAAAGAGGCUGGCUACAAAAGGCAUAAAGCUCGAUGUUUGGGCACCACAUGAAUUUUUGGAAAAAAUUUAAUGGACCGAAUUAACAGCUGCGAUUCUUUGCUGAAACGAAAUGAAAUCGAUCAUUUUUGAAGCGAAUGAUAACAGGAGAGGGAGAGUGGAUCAAAUACGACAAUAAUGUGGGAAAAAGAUCAUGGUCCAAGUGUGAUGAAGCUAAACAAAUGGUUGCAAAGCCAGGGCUGACGCCUCCAAAGGUUACACUGAGUGUUUGGUGGGAUUGGAAAUGAAUCAUCCACUAUGAGCUACUCCAGUAGGGUCGAAGGAUUGAUUCUACAUUUUACCGUCAACAACUGAUGAGAUUGAAGCAAGCAGUCAAAAAAAACGGCCAGAACUGAUCAACAGAAAUGGCUUCGUCUUCCAUCAGAACAACAAUAGACCACACACUUCUUUGAUGACUCGGUAAAAACUGGGAGAACUGGGCUGUGAAGUUUUGAUGCAUUCACCAUAUAGCUCUGACCUUGCACCAUCGGACUACCAUUUGUUUCGUCCAAUGCAGAACUCCCUUAAUGGAGUAAGUAGAUGCCUGUGAAAAUUACUUCUCGCAGUUUUUCGCCGAGAAACCAGGAAAGUUUUACACUGAUUAAUUAAUAUCUCUAACGAAAAGAUAGGGAAAAGUAGUCGACGAAAAUGGUACAUAUUUGGUUCAUUAAAGUUCAUUAUAAAUAUAAAAAACGACUUUUUCGACUACCCAAUAUUAUCGAAAAUCACUUUUUUUAAUUUUAAGAUCCAAACACUUUUGCGUGCCAAAUGUCAAAACACUUUUGCCACUCUGAUUGAGGUAUAUCCGAAACAUGUCGAAAAACGUUGACGUCUGAGUUAAUUUUAACGUACGGGAAUAAAAGGAAGUCAUUUCACACCAGUCAAGAUAUCGUAGACAUCUUUUGAAGCACCGCCGUCGUAUUUUUUUUAGUAUUUCUCUCGAUAAAUCAACACGAGCCCUUAUCGAUCGAUUAACAACUGUUUGGGAUCCAACGUGAAUUUUUUGUUUUGUAGUCAAAUAUUAGUGUAAUUUUGAAUGGAUAUUGGCGUUCACGCAGUAAGGCUGGGAAUGUUACCAGACGCCAUAUGCAGAAGCUAUAGUCUAUGGAAGAAGUUGAGGUGGAAACAAGUCAAGACUGAAGUACUUGGGAGCGCAUACUUACAAACAUCCUUCUGAGCUGGCGGGAAAGAAAAUUAAACGCUUGUGCAACUUUGUAUUGGCUACUAAGCGUUUUACUAAUUUAUAAGUUCGAACACAGUUUCCAUUGCCUGGUUAGGCGUGCAAUAUGAUGAUUAAUUUUGUAUUUAGGGCUGGUAGUCAAUUGCAAUAAUUGCUUUCUUAUGACGGAUACUUUCAGCAGUAAUCUUAUUGAAAUAUUGAUAUUAUGAUUGGUGUGUAUACCGCUGACUUCCUUUUCGAGUGGACUUAAAGUUACUGGGCUGAAGAGCCCAUCAUUUUCAAAAAUUCGUUUGGCAUCUUUACCACUUUCUUUCAAUUAUCAUUCUUUGACAUUUGGACUCACUCACUUUCCGAUUUCUUGCCGCUGCAUUAUAUGGUUAUAUAUUGGUUAUUAUAUCAGAAAGCGAUUUUCGAUUUUUUUUUUUUGAUGAUACGCUGUUUUGCAUUUUAGGUGACGGUAUAGUUUUGCAUACAACAACUAUUAAUGCUUUUUAAACGUACGAAGCCUUGAGCAACGCUUCAUGCAUGGUUGUGUGUCUGAAGACAACAGGCUGCUUUUUGCAUAUACAUAUAAAACAGGAAAUAUAAAUUAGUCUUAAAAACAAAAACAAUAUAGUCUUAAAAAUAUAAAAAUACAAUGAAAUGGAAAUUAAAAAUUAUUGAUAAAACAAACUAAUAUAUGAAAAUAAAAAGUUGUAGGUGAAAUUGUUAAAAAAUUGCAAUUAAAAGAAAAAAAUAAUGCAAAAAAAUAAUAAUAAAGAUUAAAAGUAAAAAAAAAAAAAAAUUAAAAUAACAUAAGCUAUUAUAAUAGUAAAAAAUGCAAAAAAACAUAAAUAAUAGAGAUGAAAAAUUAAAAAAAAAUAAGAUAAGCUAUUAUAGUAAUAAAAAAAAUUUUAAAAAAAUAUUAAAAAAUUAAAAUUAAUAAAAAAUUUAAAAAAUAUAUUAAAAAUAGCUACAAAAAAUUAAAAAAUGCCAAAAAAAUAUUAAAAAUAUUAAAAAAAAUAAAAAUUAUAAAAAUUAAAAAAGAAAUAAUAAUAAUCAAACUGCAUGAAAUGAAAUAACCAAUUAAUACCUGCAAGCUAAUUGAAACUAACAUAAAUCUGCAUAUAUGAGACUAAGUGAACUGGGCAUGCGCAAACUCGGUUAACAAUCUCUUGCAUAUACAUACAUACAUAUAAAUUGCCAAGAGUACUAUUGCAUACAUAGUAAUAUAAUAAAUAGCGGUUACUAAGCGUUAAACAAAAAAUAAAUUUGUUUGUGGCAAUUAGAGUAGUAAGCUAUUGCUAGUAAGUACACACACACAUAAGUACAUAUAUGGGUGCCAAUUGAUUGAGCAUACAAAAUAGAGACGCUUAUAAGAACAGAUCACAUAGACGCAUACAUACAAGUACAUGCAUAUGUAUAAAUAUAUGAAAAAAAUGCAUGAAUUAUUAAAAAUAAAUAAAUAAUUAUAAACAAAUGAAAUUUGAAAUAAAAACUCAAAAAACGAAUGAACAAUG